UGAACAAAAUCGAAACAUGCAAAACAUGUCCCAUACACUGACUCUCAUCGUCCGUGGGCUCCCAACGCCGAAGAACCCCCAUACCCAACCUUGUUGCAAGAGCCCAUUAUUGAGGAUCGGGUGGUUACAAUGGCAGAUUGUGUGUCAUCUUACCCGAUCGUUGCUGCUGUUAUCGCCCUCUGGAUUGCCUUGUCCAGCCCGAUUAUUUAUAGGCCCCCGUGAUGCAAGUUGGCUAGCAUCAGCGUAAAACAACACUCACUCACAUGAUAAGAAUUUGUGGAAGUCGAGUACAGAUGAGGAUGGGGAUGAGUUAUGGUGUCAGUGUCAAGCAGAUGGUCUCGACUGUGUCCAGGAUUUCAGUUAUAUCACUGCUUGUCGGAUGUAAGCCUGGGAUACAAGGGAUCCUGAUAAUUUUGAAGAUUAAGAAACUUUUUUGGAAGGGGUCAUAUUGACAUAUAUGCAUUAAAUCAAUGUCGUGUUUUUGUCCAACUAACACAGUGUACAUGAAACACAAAACAGUUAAAUGCACUCUAUAUACAAAUAGCUGCAACAUUGAUGAUGCGGCGGAAAGCAAUAUUCACUCACUCUCACAGUUAGGAGGCGCCUACCUACCCUAACACUGUCGUAACAGUGCAUUGCUCAAACCGGCUGUUCUGUAACACAAAUAACAAACAUGUUUAAAAUUUAACUGAUUUGUGCAGCAAAGUAGACGACUUCGGCUACAGGAACAGUAUCUGUGGAAUUAAGAUACUGACAAAGAUAUUUACUGGCAUCAAUAAAUACUUCUUUUACAAAACAGCUACAUGUGGUGAAUGAUAAAUAUGCUCAAGUUGGCCCUAAAAUAUUUAUACUUGAUCAAACAGCUUUACACACAUUUAUUGAAAAUAUAUGGUCGUUUAAACAUUUUAGGCUCUCGGUGUUCAUUGCAGUGGAGCUACACCAGUCGAUGACUAACUAACCAUUACAGCCAGUAGACACCGAGGCCUAUACAAAUAAUGUAUACAUAGAGUCAUGUCCCCACCACAACCACGUCAAUGAUCACAAUGAAAACCCGAUUAAAAAACCUAUACAACUGCAAAGCAAAAUCGAAAGUAGACGAAUUUCCCACCAUUGCUUUCAACAUGACGUCAGACAUAUUCUGAGUAAUAUCGCCAGUUCUCGGAAACUGCAAUCGUUAUUGUGAAGGGAGAGUGGUCGGCUUGGCAGGUUCAUUCUCUGCGAUAAGACUAAACAUUGCAGAAUGACUGGAUAAUCCAAAGCUAUGUACAGGCGUUCCUCAUCACCGGAUACUCUGUUUCCCUCAGAAAGUUACGAGCAUAGAGACAGCGUAGAACACAAACAUCGGCACAGUCGGAGUGGAGGGUUAGCUCUAGGACGAGAUGACGGCGGUGGAUUCCAGGGAAGAUCUCAGGAAGAAAGGGGAAGAGGGGGAUUCAGAGCAUGGGCGACAGACAGACCAAUCAGUGGUGAACAAAGAGCAUGGCGAGGAGGAAGAGGUAGAGGUGGAUACUAUGACGGCAGAGGUAGAGGACACAACAGAGGGGGUUUUAGAGGAAGAGGAACAUAUGUAGAUAGAGGGCAUCACAGAGAGGGUCAUAGAGGACGAGGCAGAGGACGAGGAGGCGGUGGACGUGGCCUGAACUUGACCCAACUUGAAGAACUCAAGGAAAAGGACCCAUCAAUUAUUGUAAUGACACUUGGAUUGGAUCAAGGAAUUGGCAUUUUCUUGAAACGGCAAUCCCUUAAUCAACGUGAAGUGUAUACUAUUGCGAGUCUCAUAGCAAAGGCAUGUCGUUGCACAACUGCCCCGGGAAGUUUCAACAGGAUUCUACUGACUAUUCAAGAGUCUAAGUUUUAUGAACAUGUUUCAAGUGUUUUGGAAAGCUUUGACCUGUUUUCGUUAUGUGAAGCUGAAGGAAGAAACUUAAUCAGAGACCUGACAAUAUUCAUGAAAGAACUCUAUGUUCGUCUACCUCAUUCUGCCAUGGAAAUGAAGGUACUUGGUUUGGAAAGUCUCUUGACAACUGCCAUUCACAAAUUGCAAAGAACAUCUGACAUCAUUGAUCAGGACAUUUUGUCAAACAUCAAGGAACUCCAGGAACUGAAGAUUACUGUGCUUGAUCAUGAAAGGACUAGGCGGACAGAGAGGGAUGAACACAAAGAGGGAGUCCCGCCUGAUGAUUUCAGACAUGUAUCUAUUUUCCCAAGUGCUGAUGAUAUCCAUCCCAAUGAGAAACCAUUCCUCAGAAAGAACAAAUCUGUGGGUGGCUACAGGGAUCUGGACCAUUAUCUGGAUGUCCAAUUCCGACUUCUGAGGGAGGAUUUCAUUUGUCCUCUGAGAGAAGGCAUAGAAGCUUACCUUGUAGCAGAAGGUCCUGGCAAGCGUGGGCAGCGAUUGAAGGAUAUCAGAGUAUAUCAAGAUGUGCACAUUGUCAGGACAUUAUGCUCAAACAAUGGCCUACUUCACAGAUUAUCUUUUGAUGUCAGCAAUCUUCAACGUGUGAGGUGGGAAAAUACGAAGAGACUCAUUUAUGGAUCCUUAGUAUGUCUUUCAACGGAUAAUUUUGAUACACUGCUGUUUGCCACCAUUACAGAGCGAGAUCCUAUAUUACUGAAAAAGGGGUAUGUUGAUGUCCUUUUUGAAGAGUCUGAAGACCUUGACGAGAGACAGUUUGACACAAAUUUUGUCAUGGUGGAAACGACGGCAUUCUUUGAAGCUUAUCGCCAUGUGCUACGGGGAUUACAGAAAAUUCAGAAGGGAGAACUGCCUUUUGAAAGGUACAUCGUUGCAUGUAAAAAUGAUGUCAAGCCUCCAAGGUAUCUCCAAGAAACAUUAGAAAUUGAUGGAAGAUCACCUAAGUUUGAUUUGCGCCCACUGAUAGAUGACGUCAUUGAGUUGAGAGAAGAUAAAAAUCUUCUGACUCAACGACGUGAAGUUAGCUAUUUCUUCAGUCUUGGUUCACAAUGUGCAAAAAGGGUUCAUGUCUUGGACAACAUUGAUUGGCCUUCUCCAGAGAUACUCCAUGUUGAUAAUUCACAGUUCCAAGCCCUGAAAACAGCUUUGACAAAGGAGUUUUCCAUCAUUCAAGGCCCACCUGGAACUGGAAAGACUUACGUUGGGUUGAAAAUUGUCAAGGCUCUGCUUCAUAAUGACCAGAUGUGGAAAAAGCAGCAUCGUGCACCGAUGUUGAUCGUGUGUUACACAAAUCAUGCCUUGGACCAGUUCCUAGAGGGAAUUAUUGGUUUCUACAAGGGCAGUGUCAUCAGAGUUGGCAGCAGAAUUUCAAAUGAGCAGCUUGAAAGAUGCUCAUUGAGAGCCCAUAGACAAAGUGCCAGGAAGGACAGGGACAAAGAUCGAGAUAUGAGAAAUGUUGGUAAAAGGCGAUGGGAGACAAAACACAGAAUGCUUGACCUUCAGUAUCAAAUUGAAGACACUGGAAUGAAAUUGGAAGAUGCUGAAAAAACAGUUAUGCAUGAAGAUGUAUUGAAGCCAUAUAUGCAUAAAGGACAUUAUGACACUCUAUUAGCAAUAAUGAAGAGAUUGCAUAGACAGCAACAACUUGAAUGCCAAAUGGAUUUACCAUUUCCCAGAUCAUUCAUUGUAGAAUGGCUUGGGGUGGGAAGCAUGGAAGAGACAAUUGAAACGUUUGGAGAUGAGGGCCAAGGUGCAUUUCAACAGGAAGAAGAUGACAAAGAAGAUAUGGAGAUCGAUAUUCAAGAAGAGGCAGAGGUGGUACAAGCACAGCGUAAAAUUUACGACUUGGAUACAGAUGACAUCUCCAAUGAAUUUGAAAUGAAACAACAGCAGAUCAAAGGCCUUCAGAAUCAAAGGUAUAAAUAUGUGGCUUUUGAUGUUGCGACAUUUGACACAAACCCAAUGCUUGCAUUGAACACUACAGGGUUUCAAUUCACAAAAAAGGCAAGAAAAAACAUUAAGCGAAGAAUGCUGAAGCAGCUGAAAUCCACACAGAGAAUGCGUGACAUGGCAGCAUUACGUGUGAGAGACCCAUGGAGGCUAAAAAUGGAGGACAGAUGGAAGCUUUACCGAAACUGGGUGUACAAAUUUUGUAAAAAGUUGCAAAAGGAUAUACGCACAACAGAACAGAGCUACAGAGAAGCUGUUGCCGAAUACAAAGAGCUGCAAGUGAAUGAAGACAUGCAGAUAUUACGAGAAGCUACAGUCAUUGGCAUGACAACUACAGCAGCAGCAAGGUAUCAGCAGGCUCUUGCAGAGAUUGGUCCACGUAUCAUCGUGGUAGAAGAAGCAGCUGAGGUUCUUGAAGGACACAUCAUCACCACGUUAAGCAAGAAGUGUGAACACCUGAUACUCAUUGGAGACCACAAACAACUGAAGCCAAACCCAACAGUCUAUAAACUGGCAAAACAGUUUAAUCUAGAUUUGUCAUUGUUUGAAAGAAUGAUUGAUAAUGGAAUUCACUGUGACACUCUCGCCCUUCAGCACAGAAUGAGGCCAGAAAUAUCCACAGUGAUGCGUCACAUAUAUCCAAAACUGCAGGAUCACCCAUCUGUAUUUGACUAUGAGAAAGUGAAGGGGAUUUCUGCCAACAUGUUCUUCAUAGAACACAGCAGCCAAGAGGAACAUGAUAUGGAUAUGAUGAGUCAUUCUAAUACAUAUGAGGCAACAUACAUAGUCGCUCUCUGCAGUUAUCUCCUGAAACAAGGGUAUGAAAAAUCACAAAUCACUGUCCUUACAACCUAUUCAGGUCAACUGCUUAAAUUGAAGAAAAUGAUGAAACCGGAUUUCCAAGGAGUUAGGUUGACCGUCGUUGACAAUUACCAAGGAGAAGAGAAUGACAUAAUCCUAUUAUCUCUUGUGAGAAGCAAUGCUGAAGGAAGUGUUGGAUUUCUGAAAAUAGAGAACCGUAUUUGUGUAGCUCUGUCACGAGCAAAGAUUGGACUCUUUGUCAUUGGCAACUUUGAGCUUCUUUCCCAGCAGAGUUUAUUAUGGAUGGAUAUCUUGACAGACCUCAAGAAGAACAGUAAAGUGGGCCCAACCUUGAACCUUUAUUGCCAGAACCACCCAACAGAAACAGGAAUCAGUGUUCAAAGCCCAGAUGAUUUCAAGAAAGCCCCUGAAGGAGGUUGUCUGAAACCAUGUGUAUUCAGACUUGAAUGUGGCCACGUGUGUGCUCUGCUUUGCCAUCCUUAUGACCCCCAACACAAGGACUAUAUUUGUAAGAAGCAAUGUUCAAAACAAUGCAGCAAAGGUCAUCCGUGCUCUCGGUAUUGCCAUGAAGAAUGUGGAAAAUGCUAUAUACGUGUUGAAACAGUCAUUCCAAAAUGUCAACACAAACAGAUGGUUCCUUGCUUCAAGGAACCCAGCGAAUUUUCUUGCGAGGCCGAAUGUAUGAAACUUCUUGAUUGUGGACACAGAUGUGGAAACCCCUGUGGCAUGAGUCAUGGGUGCACAGCAAAGGUUAAGAAGACAUUCAGAUGUGGUCACAUAGGAGAUGUCCUUUGUGCAAGGAAGUUAUCAGCACAGUGUGAAGCCAAAUGUAGUGAACCUCUGAAAUGUGGGCAUAAAUGUGAAGGUGAUUGUACAAGAUGUCACGAGGGAAGGCUGCAUGUACCAUGUCGCAAGAUGUGUAAAGAGACUCUUAUAUGUGGACAUCCAUGUGGAUCUCGAUGUUCCGAUUGUCCUCAGUGCAGAACAGCAUGUGCAAACCGCUGUCAGCACACCAAGUGCCGCAAAUAUUGCAAUGAGACGUGUGAUCCAUGCAGUCAACCUUGUGGAUGGCAAUGUGAGCAUCACAGAUGUACACUGCCGUGCAGUGAGCCCUGUGACAGACCACCCUGCAAUGAGCCAUGUAAGAAGAAACUACCUUGUAAACACCCAUGCAUUGGCCUUUGUGGUGAACCAUGCCCCAAGCAAUGCGGAAUUUGCAACGAAGUUGAAGUCAAUCAAAUAAAUCCAAAACCGGGUGCAAGAUUUGUUUUCCUUGAGGACUGUGGCCACAUUGAAGAAGUGUCAAAACUUGACCACUACAUGAAAUCAAAGUCAGAGGAGAUCAAACUGAAGUCCUGUCCACAUUGUGAUACAGUGAUCAGGCACAAUGUGAGGUAUGGGACUAUGGUCAAGAAGACUUUGAAGAAUAUUGAAUCUGUUAAAAAGCUCUGUAAUGAGAAGAAAGACACGGUUCCAGACAUGAAAAACAGUCUUACGAUGGCAGUGAUGGAUGAGGAAGAAAACGAAGAAGAUGGUGUGAAAACAAUGAUGCUCCGUCAAGCAUACACGAACUCAGUGGCGGGACUCUCUGCGUUGGAAAACCAGUUUUGCUUUGUGGAUGCACUGAAAAAGAUUAUUGACAAAUAUCGAAUGAUACCAGUUAUGACUGAUCAGGAAUCAAGCUCAAAAGAGGCAAAUAUGUUCUACAAAUGGCUGAAAACACCAAGACAAGUCUUCAGCAAACAAGAACAAUAUGAUGCUGAGAAUGAACUCCUCAGGCACAAAGCAAUUUUGUUAUAUCUUGACUGCUUUCAGGAAAGACAGGCGACACUGAUGCAAGUCUAUGUGCCGAAACUAAAAGACAUUCUGUUGUCAGGAAAGCCAUACACAAAAGAGAAGCAGGACCACGUUAAACUGAUAUUUCAAAGACUGAGAGAAAUCAUCCCAAGUAGUAAAGUAGAAGAGAUUGAACAUGCAACGUUGAAGCUUGUAUGCAAUGUAGGAGCUGCGUCUGGGAAGUGGUUUUCCUGCUUGAGAGGUCAUGUGUAUUCAACUGGAGAUGUACAACCGUUUACAACAUGUCCAAAAUGCAAGGCCAGGGAUGCCAAGAUACAACGACGAAGGCUUCUGUUGUCUAAACUGAGAAGACAAUAAACAUCAAGACUCUUCUCUAUGUACAUGCCUUUCGCCGAUGGUGCAUCUCAAUACACGUAUUGGGUAAUGACAAGUCUGACAAGUCUGACAAUUGGAGAGUGCCAUGAGAAAGACUGGAGAAGACUCUUUGCCCUGGUCCAUUAUUAUAUAUGAACAAUGCCUUAACGUGUAUGUAUGCAUGAAUGUGUGUGU
Messenger RNA from Haliotis rufescens (red abalone), 7033 nucleotides. Its product is annotated as NFX1-type zinc finger-containing protein 1-like. The coding region runs from base 1262 to 6841 and encodes 1859 amino acids. Gene Ontology annotation, biological process: regulatory ncRNA-mediated heterochromatin formation. Gene Ontology annotation, cellular component: nucleus; nuclear RNA-directed RNA polymerase complex. The record is from RefSeq and is a predicted model, not a curated record. The transcript has 4 exons. Gene Ontology annotation, molecular function: zinc ion binding; helicase activity. Lineage: Eukaryota; Metazoa; Mollusca; Gastropoda; Lepetellida; Haliotidae.